CUCUCACUUUCACACACACACACACACACACACACACCGCCGGCAGCAUGGCUGGUAGCUUGUGUACAGGAUGGUUUCUGUCCAUAUUUGACUACAAAACAGAGAAAUUCGUGGUCGCCAGAAACAAGAAGGUGGGCGUGCUGUACAGACUGAUUCAGUUAACAGUCCUGGGCUACAUUAUAGGAGCUGCUCUCACACACAGGUGGGUUUUCAUCAACAAAAAGGGCUACCAGGAGACGGACGAGUCCAUCCAGAGCGCCGUCAUUACCAAACUUAAAGGUGUCUCACUGACCAACACCUCUGAGUCCGGCGUGCUGGUGUGGGGACCGGAGGACUUUGUCGUUCCACCACAGGGUGAAGAUGUUUUAUUUAUCGUUACCAAUUUUUUAGAGACGCCAAAUCAGACGCAAGGACACUGUGCGGAGAGUGCGAGGGUGCUGGACGGACACUGUGGAGAGGACAGAGACUGUGAAGCGGGGACGGCGGUGGUGGCUGGUCAUGGAAUAAAAAGCGGACGCUGCAUAAAAACAGACCCAAACUCCACGGGCACCUGCGAAAUCUACGGCUGGUGUCCAAUUGAAAGACAUUUCAAACCAAACCCUGCUCUGCUGUUUCUUCUCAAAAGACAACCUUUGCUGAAAAAUGCUGAAAACUUCACCAUCUACAUCAAGAACUUCAUCCAAUUCCCCAAAUUCAAAUUUUCAAAGUCAAACGUUCUGGAAACAAGUGAUGAAUUCUACUUGAAGAGGUGCCGAUACGAUGAAGAAGUCCACCCAUACUGCCCCAUCUUCCGCCUGGGCGACAUCACCCAGAGAGCCGGCUACAAGUUCCAGGACAUGGACACGUUGGGAGGCUGUAUUAGUAUCAUGAUCGACUGGAUCUGUGACCUGGACAAAGGCUACGAUCACUGUAACCCGCGAUACUUCUUCACUCGUCUGGACACCAGCGGCUCCAACAGAACCGCUGCAAAGGGAUUUAACUUCAGACACAGCCGCUAUUUCAAAACCGCUGCUGGUGAAAGCUACAGGUCUCUGUACAAGGUUUACGGUGUUCGAUUCAACAUCAUGGUUCAUGGAAAGGCCGGUAAGUUUAACAUCAUUCCGACAGUGGUCAACGCAGCCUCAGGACUGGCUGUAAUGGGUGCUGGCGCCUUCUUCUGUGAUAUGGUUCUUCUCUACCUGAUGAAGAAGGGCAGCUCCUACAGAGAGCGGAAGUACGAGGCGAUAAGAUGUCGGAAGUCUUCAUCACUGAAUGAUGAUGAUGAUGAUGAUGAUGAGAAGAAGAACAGGACGGCUGCUUCGUGCUCUGUACAGAAGACUCCUGAGGGGGAGACACAGACCGUUUGAAUGUUUGACUUAGUUGUGUUCACUGUUGAAAUAAAAAAUAUGUUUUUUUUUUAAAAAAA
This is a messenger RNA of Cynoglossus semilaevis (tongue sole), 1405 nucleotides long. Its product is annotated as P2X purinoceptor 5-like. Gene Ontology annotation, biological process: calcium ion transmembrane transport; response to ATP. Lineage: Eukaryota; Metazoa; Chordata; Actinopteri; Pleuronectiformes; Cynoglossidae. Gene Ontology annotation, cellular component: plasma membrane. The record is from RefSeq and is a predicted model, not a curated record. Gene Ontology annotation, molecular function: purinergic nucleotide receptor activity; extracellularly ATP-gated monoatomic cation channel activity. Bases 48 to 1346 code for a protein of 432 amino acids. The transcript is spliced from 12 exons.